AUUUAAAUCAAUCAAAUAUGGGUGAUAAUCCAAUAGAUGUUUUCAAGGAGGAUAUGGAAAAUGAGGAAGUUUAUCUAAAAGUCAAUGCUAUGCACAGAGCUAGAAUUAUCGCAACACUCUUAGGAACCGAUAAAAUAAAGUCUGUUCUUUUGCCAUAUUUUGAAAGUAAUAUUUGAUAAUCAUUUUGUAGCAUUGAUGAAGAAAGAAGAUGAUGAAGUCUUAUUUGCAAUGGCAGAGGAAUUAGGCUAUAUUGCGUAUUUAAAUAGGCUAAUUUAGAUAAAUCAUUCCAUAAUAAUCUAUAUGCUUGUUGCCAAUUUUGGAACAAUUGGCAGGAUUUGAUGAGACUGUGGUACGUGAAUAAGCUGUCAAAUCAAUCACAAUUGUAUGUAAUUUUUUACAAGACAAUGAAAUUGCCAACACCAUUGUCCCCAUGGUAAGACUUAUUCAGAAUUAUUAGAUUUUAAAACUAGCUUCAAAUGAAGCCAAUUUUACCUGUAGAGUUUCUGCCGUCAGUUUAAUGUGUCCCAUGUAUUCUAGAUCAGGAAAUCAGAAAGAAAAGCUCAGAUAGUAUUUUAUGUGAAUUUAACAAUCUAAGGAAAUUCACCGAAUUAUGCAGUGAAGAAACACCAAUGGUCAGAAGAGCAGUAGCAACUAAAAUAGGUGAGAUUGCAUAAUACAUGGAUAAAAAUCACGUCAUAGAAGUUCUGAUAACUGUUUUGAAACAACUAUGUUAAGAUGAAUAGGAUUAAGUUAGAUUAUUGUGCAUGGAAAGCAUAAUGAACAUUGCUAAAAUUCUAAACAUCAAUGAAAACAAGACCAAUAUCUUACCAUUGAUCAUAUCUUCAGCAGAAGACAAAUCAUGGAGAGUGAGAUUGGCUUUGUCAAAGAUAUUUGCAGAGGUAUUUUAUAAGUCCAAAAUAUCUAGUUAGCUGAAGCAGUGGGUAAAGAGAUUGCAGACUCUUCACUAAUUUAGAUCUUUUCAAAUUUACUAAAAGAUGCUGAAAGUGAUGUCAGAGUAAUCGCUGUGAAAAGUUUGGCUAAAUUUAUUAAGUUUGUGUCUCCAGAGAAACUAAACCUUAUUAUUCCCUUAUUACAAUUACUAGCAAAGGAUGCAUUUGCAUAAGUGAAAUGUAAACAUUAUAUAAUAUUCAUAAUCAUUUAGAAAAUGCUUGCUUAGUUAUUGGUUAGAUUGCUACUAUUUUACCUAAAGAAAUUAGUUAAAGCAAACUCCAAUCCUAUUUGAUUGAAUUGAUGAGUGAUGACAAUCAGGAUGUCAGAAAGAAUGCAGCUUAAUCCGUUGGAGUAUUUGCUGCAGCUCUUGGUCCUGAUGCCCUCGGUCAAUUUAUUCCUCAUUUGAAAAAGAGCAUGGAAGAUCCUAAAUGGAGAGUUAGAAAAGAAACAAUGUAGACUGUCUUCCAUUUAGCAUUGUAUUUGUGAUAUAUCAUCCUAGAACCAUAAAAAAUACAGACAUUUUCUUAAAACAUUUAGAACCAGUCUAUGUUUUAUUCUUGAAGGAUAGAGCAGCUGAAGUUAGAACCAUAGGGUUGAGCAGAUUGAAUGAUUUGAUCUAAACUUACAAAAUUGAUUGGGCAUUGGGAAGCUUUUUGUCUAAAUGUUUGGAGACUCUAAAUAAGGACACUGGAUUCUUGUAUAGAAUGAAUGCCUUAUAUGCCAUUUAAUAAAUUGGUCAAGUGGCUGAUGGACCCAUGAUCCAAGAUAAACUAUGGCCAAUUGUUUAGAAGUGCAUGAAGGACAAUGUUCCUAAUAUUAGAUUUGUUAGUAUAAGAGUGGCUAAAUAAUUAUCAAAAAAGAUUGAUCAUCAAGGGACUUUGAAUCAAAUAAAAUAGUAUUUAUAUAAUAAUAACGUAGAGCAAUAAAUGAAUUGACCGAUGACAAUGACAGAGACGUUAAAUUUUAUGCUUAGGAAGCUUUACAAUAUUGAAAUAAUA
Molecule: messenger RNA, 1949 nt
Organism: Paramecium octaurelia
Lineage: Eukaryota; Ciliophora; Oligohymenophorea; Peniculida; Parameciidae
Source: the annotation of a GenBank genome assembly